GGCAUUUGUGGCUUCAAUGCUGGGUCCACCAACGUUAUGUAUGUACCUUGCUCUUUCAUGUACACUACAAUGCAGGUACAUGGAACCUUGGUAGAAAACAACAUUCCGCCCAAGGUUUAAAGUCAGGUAGGAUCUUUACUAUGUACACACAUACAUACGAGUAACAGCACCAAGUUAAUAGGCAUCAUUUCUUAAUUUCUAAAUCAACCCUCAGGUGGCCAACUGAACUACACCACACCACUAACCUCUAGGUAGGCACAAUGUCUGAUUUGUUUCAAGAGUUAUUAAAUCCGCCUAGCUCAGCCGACCGUCGCUCAAAUGACAAGACUCAGACUGACCCUGUCGCCCUCCAAUAUCUUUCCACAUUGGCUUCUAUGCCCCUUUCUCAACUAGAUGGCUCCGAACAGCAGUCAUUAGCCCAAUCUUCUCAUUCACUACACCUCUCUCUACAAGCCCUUUCUAAACGUUCUCACAAGUCUAUCAUUAGCUCGGCAGCUAAUCAUGCCCACCUCGGCACUACGCUUCCUACUCUAGCAGCCUCGGCCACUGAUUUAACGGCUGCCAUACCUAAGUUAGAUAAUGAGGCAGUUCGUUUUUCAACUACUUACCACAAAUCCGGAGACAAUGAAUUCCUUAAUGCUCGAAAGCGAGCCCUGUUACUGUCGAGAAAUGUCGAACGAUUAGUGGAUGUGCUUGACCUCCCUACUUUACUCUCCACUGCCAUCUCCACAGGCUCUUCUGCCCCGGCUGCAAAUUAUGCAUCCGCGCUGGAUCUUAACGGCCAUAUCCGCCGACUGCAUGGCCUAUACCCCGACUCACCUUUGGUGGCGUCUGUUUCCACGCAGGCCGAUGAAGCUAUGCAGGCCAUGGCCAAAAACUUGAUAAUGGGCUUACGCACACCCGGCCUCAAGCUAGCAUCUGCCUUGAGGACGGUCAGCUGGCUCCGAAGAGUCAUACCGGAUCUUGAUACUACCGGCGCCACUGGAAAUGGCGGAGGGCUAGGAGCUUUAUUCCUCGUAUGCCGUCUGUCAACACUCAUCAAUAUGCUAGCUGCCUUAGAGCCACUUCGUGAGCUAGCAGAACAGGAAAGGGUGCGGCAACAGCAGAACCCAACAGGGAGUGCCUGGUCUGGAGGACAGCAAACAGAGAGAUACCUCAAGCGUUACAUAGAGAUAUUCAGAGAGCAAAGUUUUGCCAUCAUCUCAAUGUUUAGGAGUAUAUUUCCUACGCACACAAAUGAGACGCCGUCAAAAACAAGCGAUGAUGACCCUCUACAGCCUGUACCAUCCGCAGCAUCGACAUUCUUAUUUCACCUUAUCGAGAUGUUAAUGGAGACACUCCGGAUUUACCUGCCAACUGUUAAAGACCAACCGUCCCGUGAUAGUUUAUUGACACAAGUUCUUUACUGUGCCGGAAGUCUUGGACGUCUUGGGGGAGACUUUGGGAUAUUACUAGCUACUAUCGACGUUGGAGAUGAAGCAGAAGAUGAAUGGGUCGAGGUAGUUAAGCGUCACCGGCUCAUGGCAGGUCGUCUAGAAUCAAUCGUCGGCGGUAAAGAGAAAGGGGCCGUAGAGCCCAUCAAAACAUAAACAUUUACCACCAUUCCCACUGAGAUUUAACGUCAAACUUACUCUUCUUAAAUACCCUUCUCUAAUAGACAAAGAGUAAUUUAAGGAGAAUGGAGAUGAUGCCCGUGGUCUAAAUAUAUUAAAGCAUGUGCACGCAUAAAAGUAUUUUAUGCUUAGGUACAUAUAGCCCACACGAUCCCUGUAC
This is a messenger RNA of Daldinia vernicosa, 1773 nucleotides long. Its product is annotated as Dor1-like protein. Bases 261 to 1589 code for a protein of 442 amino acids. The record is from RefSeq and is a predicted model, not a curated record. The transcript has a single exon. Gene Ontology annotation, biological process: intra-Golgi vesicle-mediated transport; cytoplasm to vacuole targeting by the Cvt pathway. Gene Ontology annotation, cellular component: COG complex. Lineage: Eukaryota; Fungi; Ascomycota; Sordariomycetes; Xylariales; Hypoxylaceae.